AUGAUCCGCUGUAAGCACACAGGCUGGCUGCGCGCCGCAACCAAGGACCAGACAUACGUUGUAGAGACCACGGACCGUGCUCAGAGACUGCUGGACGGCCUGCCACGUCCGGACAGCCAGUACCCGAGUACACUCGUGCUAAUAGGAAACGCGACCAAGCGGGUCGUCAUGAAAAGGCUCGGCGUGGACAUCACCACGCCUAACACAACCCGGGGCCACGGCGAGAUCCAUCUUUCCCUCGCCCCGGUAGGCGCGUCCGGCGCAAGGCCCACGCUAAUUGCCGACGCCGACAUCCCACCCCAUAAGCGGCUCGGAAGGCCAAGAAAAUCCACGCUCUGCCAUGAACUCGUAGCAAGACCGCUGUCGAACCCUCACGGUGAAGCCAUACCGUCCACGGUAGCGGAGUUCUCCGACCAUGUCUACAGUCGCAUGUUCCUCCCGUUUGCCGAUGCUGUCUGCUUUUUUGCCGACGACCUUGGCGGCGUAGAGACCGUCGCCCAGCGGCUUGCGUCGUGGCUGGAGAUGGGCACACCGUCUACGUCGUCGGUGCGGCCCUGGUUGGUGAUUGUCACGAACGGCGGCGAAGAAAGCUCUACACGUAGCCAGUUGUUACAGGCCAUCCGCAAGAGGACAGACACCCACGUGUCCGAACGCUUCCACGGCGUCCGCGUCAUCAGCCUGGCCGACACGACUCCCAAGUCCCUGCGACGCCAUCUGCAUUCUCUCCGCUGGGACAUAUUACACAACGAGCUUUCCUACAUGGCCGAGACGAAACGGGUCGAGCGCGUCCUCGCCAGCUGCCUCUUCUCGGCCACCCAUCUGGCCGGUCUUCUCCGCCACGCCGCGGAGCACGCUGGCGGUGCCGGCGCGCCGCCCCUCAACUUUCUCGCCGUCUCUCGGCUGGACAACCCGGUGGCGGCAGAUCUGCAAGCGCACCUCGCGCGUUUCCUCAUGCACUGUGACUCCGUCGACGAUUUGAAGAGAUUCGCCGUGCCAGUCAUCGCCUCCAGCAUUCUGCUAGACCAGUACCCCCCGGGCAUGCAUCUCUUCGAUCCGCGCGAAGUCUUCCAAAUGUUCUACAAGGACGUCUGCCACAACGUGUGCGGCACCGCCGUCCUCGCGCACGAAGGGUCCACCGACUUCGUCUUACCGUCCCAGUUCUCCAAGAUGAUCGAAGACCAGAUGACCCACAUGUUCCGGCAGCUGAAGAUGGGCCAAAGCUCAGCGUCACUCCACCGACAGCUUGCUGCCGCCUUCACGAAGGACUGGGCCAGGUUUCGAUCCGACAGCACAUGCUACCACUGUCUGCGGCGCCGCCCGCAAUUUUUGCCGGAGUGCGGUCACGGCCAGUGCAUGAAUUGCGUCAAGGUGUUCGGCGUCGUGAGUGCGGCUGAUCCGUGGCUGGUCGAGGUCGACGAGUGCAUGCUCUGCGGACGAAACAUUGGUAUGCAGGUACGCGUGAAGCCGGACACCGCGUCGAUCCGGGUCCUGUGUAUCGACGGCGGCGGGACGCGUGGGAAGUACCCUCUCAAGCUGCUGAAGCAGCUCGAAGACGACAUCGCCCUGCCCAGCCACCCGGUGCAGCAAAACUUUGACGUAAUCUUUGGCACGAGCUCAGGCGCCAUCAGCGCUGGUGCUCUGUGCAUCAACGGCUGGACGGUGGACGAGUGCAUCGCCCGCUUCGAGUCUUUUUCGAACCACGCAUUCACGCCCCGCGGGGUUCCGUCCAUCCCAAUUAUAAGCUCUUUCAUGCGACUGAUGAUGCAGGUCCCUGUUUUUGCCACAGUUGUCCAGGCUGCAGCUGUGCUUCUUUUUGACAGCAGGUAUCCAUCGCAUCACAUCGAACAGGCCCUGCGAGACAUGUUUGGCUCCGACAAGAGCAUCGCCGACUACUCGGCCGCCGAUAAGAUGGGUGCCAUGGUCGGCAUGACGGUCGCUACCGUACACGACGCAAGCGCCUGCAUCUUCACGAACUACAAUGGAGCGGGCGAGCGGGGCGGGGAUCGCGACUAUGACUUGCUCAAGACGAGCGUCAAUGGGGGCCAGGUGGCUUUGUGGGAGAUCUAUUUCACGCCUUGGUCAAUUGACGGCCUCGGGACGUUCCAGGACGGUGGCUUGGUGGCCAACAACCCGUCUGCUAUCGCCUUGCAAGAGGUAGGUUCGAUUUUCCCCGAGGUCCCCGACCCAAGCCUUCUGGUCUCCGUGGGCACUGGCUCCUCAGCCCGCGUGUCUGACGGCGGUUGGCGGGACUGCUUUCCCCUCCGGCUGGCGCGGGCAUUCCUGAACCGCGACAAGAACGCCUGGCAGCGGGUCGUCGCACAAAAGAAGGUCGGUCGAUCGGGUGAGUUCUUCCGCUUUGAUGUCGAGUUCGACGGCCCCGAACCGCCGUUGGACAGCCUGUCCAGCUUCGACGACCCUGAUCGUGAUGAUGAGUGCACCUUUGAAGGCCUGCCAGCGCUGAGGCGUCUGGUGCUGUGUGCGAGGGCGGAGCUGUUCCUCUUUGAGCUGCGUGCCUCGCAACCGUACGUGUUUUCCGACGGGGGAUACGAGUGCUGCGGACACAUCCGUUGCAGGCUGGCUGCCGGCUCUGAAAGCCUGACAGAGUUCAUGCGGCAGCUCGCUAGAAGCAAGGCUCGUUUCCGCGUCGGUGGCCAUGAAGUAGAGGGCGACUUCGCGUCAUACCCGACGGCUUUUCCAGAUGGUCAUUUCCGCCUGGAGGUGAAGUUUCGCGUCACCAGUCUGCAGGAGUCGCUUAGCGUCUGCCUGUGGGAGACACCCAACGAGGGUCGCACUAUCAGCGGCUCGCCAUUCACAGUGCAGCAGCUGGUGCGGAGCCAAAAGCUGGAGCAGUGCUUCGGCACCUCGGACCACCGUAAGAAACGAUGUCGGGAUGAUGAUGAUGAAGAUGCUAGCCGUAAGCGACCGAGAUUGAAGCGGUAG
Molecule: messenger RNA, 2940 nt
Organism: Colletotrichum chrysophilum
Lineage: Eukaryota; Fungi; Ascomycota; Sordariomycetes; Glomerellales; Glomerellaceae
Exons: 5
Coding region: 1-2940 (979 amino acids)
Biological process (GO): arachidonate metabolic process
Cellular component (GO): membrane
Source: RefSeq, a predicted model, not a curated record